CGAAACGUGAAUCAGUCGGCGUUGACGGAGCAAGGAGUACCGAGUUCGAUUUGAAAGCAGUGUAGAAACGGAAAGAUUGUCAGUGCGUGUCGCCGGUGAAUGAAGCGGGCUAAUUGUUACGUGCGAUGGCCGCGUGCUAUAGCGAGCAGGCAUCAUCCAGCUCGGGAAACGUAACGAAAAAGUCACCUGCGGCCGCCGCGAAACCAGUCUGUUGGCAACAUAGACUGUUCGGUAAACAACUGUCGCGGUGCAGUCAGGUUAAUCAACAAGACACAAAACCGUGCGAUGCAAGUGGUAUGCUUGUCGAUGAAGACGGCCAGCCGACUUGUGAAGUGAUCGGUGUGUAUUUUAGUUUCAUUAAUCCCGGUGCUACGUGCGAUGACUUUACGCGUCAGCUGCUCGACCUGUACACCAAUGUCAACUCGUUAUCCCCAUCACACACGGAAAACGAUCGGGACACAGAGAAUUCCACCAGAGGUAGAGAAAGGAGGAAAAAGUUCGAGGUCGUGCACGUGGUUCUUUGGAGUAACGUAGCCGAUGUCCUCGACUUUGAAGAAAGUUUCCGUGCACACGUUGCAGAGUUACCCUGGUUGGCUGUACCGAACUUGGACUACGAGAGAAAGACCAGACUGACUCGAAGGUAUCGGAUAAAGGCCGAUGUACCAACUUUGAUUUUAUUGGACGGUUCUAACGGCUCGGUGGUAACCAGAGGAGGCGUGGAGCGAACCAUCGGCGACUCCAGCGGGGCUGAAUUUCCUUGGAAGGCUCCUCAUCCGAAGGCUGCUCUCGAAGAUGGACCCUUAUUGCCAUGUGGGGCACGCGAUAGUAACGAACCCAUGCUACACGAAGAGUUACGUCAUUGUUUUAAGGGUGUUUACUUCAGCGCACAUUGGUGUCCACCUUGUAAAGCAUUUACUCCACAACUUGUGGACACCUAUCAACGAAUUCGAGAAAGGGGUCACGAUUUCGAGGUGAUCUUUGUAAGUUCAGAUAGGAGCGAAGAGUCUUACAACGUUUACAUUGAAACGAUGCCUUGGUUGAGGAUACCUUUUAGUCAAGAAGAGAGACGACGAAAAUUAGCAAGUGCCCUCGACGUACAAGCAAUACCCACUUUAGUAAUACUUGACCCCCGAGAUAACAUUAUAACUUUGGAUGGUCGGGCGGAAUUAAUCGAGGAUCCUGAAGGAUUGAAUUUUCCAUGGACCAGUCGUCUGGUGAAUAUUUUAACUGAAAAAUACGCCGCUUCAUUACAUGAUGCACCGGCAAUUAUUCUUUUUGUCGAAGGUGAAGACUGUGAGAUUCAAUUCGCAGAGAGUGUAUUAUUGCCAGCUGCACAGGCAUACAGACAAGGUAGACCUGACUAUGAUCCAAAUUACGAUGAUCCAGAUGAUAUUUUGCAAUUUUAUGUAGCAUUAGAUUGUGAAACAUCAGAUAUUCUUCGUGAAUUUGUCGGUUUAGAUGAUGCUGUACCCCUCUUAACAGCAAUUGAUAUACCUCGAGGAAUUUAUGUGGUGAUGGAAGAUGGUGCCGAAAUAACUGUAGAUUCUGUACAACAAUUUGUCGAUAGUUUUCGCAAUGACAAAUUGCCUAUAAACAAAAUAGCUGCAGUACAUAAAACUGCUAAGAAUGAUUACGUUUCUACUUGAAUUUUUGAAAAUCAAUUGACAAUUUUAUACGAAAUAUUGAAAGCCAUGUGGAGGAAGGAGCAGUCAAGAUUUUAAGUGGUCAUUAUACAACCACAAAAAAAAAGAAACCCCAUCCUCUCUUCUCAAUCCUGUCUCUGUGAUACCAUUGCUCCUUUCGUAGGAAGGAUCUCGCGCAAAAUGGCGCUUGUAUUCGCACACCCCUUUGUGGAAGUAACCAAAAGACAUGUAUUAUAAUAUCAUAGUUAAUAAAAACUGAGCGAAUUGUAUUUUUAAGUGUACACAUGCACACGUUAAUAUAUUAUAUUAUGUACUACUUAAUAAACGCCAAAUGAACACGUCGAACGUA
Molecule: messenger RNA, 1992 nt
Organism: Bombus terrestris (buff-tailed bumblebee)
Lineage: Eukaryota; Metazoa; Arthropoda; Insecta; Hymenoptera; Apidae
Product: nucleoredoxin
Exons: 7
Coding region: 126-1646 (506 amino acids)
Source: RefSeq, a predicted model, not a curated record